Messenger RNA from Trachymyrmex cornetzi, 531 nucleotides. RefSeq lists its product as uncharacterized. The record is from RefSeq and is a predicted model, not a curated record. The transcript is spliced from 3 exons. Lineage: Eukaryota; Metazoa; Arthropoda; Insecta; Hymenoptera; Formicidae. The coding region runs from base 1 to 531 and encodes 176 amino acids.
AUGUUUUACAAUUAUAAAGGACAAUACAGUGUAGUACUAUUGGCUAUGGUAGAUGCACAUUUACGUUUUAUUUACGUUGAUGUAGGGACUAAUGGUAGAGUUAGUGACUCUGGAGUCUGGAAUAAGUGUUCUCUAAAAAAUUAUUUAGAUAGGGGCACUCUAAACAUUCCUCCUCCUGCUCCAUUGCCAGAUACACAAGACAAUUUUCCCUAUGUGAUUAUUGGGGAUGAAGGUUUCCCAUUAUCGGAAAAACUUUUAAUUCCUUAUCCAGGACCUCAGUGUAAUGGGAAUAUACACAAAAGGAUAUAUAAUUAUAGAUUAUCUAGAGCACAGCGUUGUUCGGAAAAUGCUUUUAGUGUGAUGGCUGCUCGUUUUCAAAUUUUUCGAUCCGCAAUGAGAUAUGACCCGGAUGAUGCAUUUCACCAAGGUGGCAAUCGUCAUCCAAAUCAAGCAAUCGCACUUAGAGACAGAUGGUGCAAUUAUUUUAAUACUAUUGGUGCAGUUCCUUGGCAAGAACGAAUGAUCCGAUGA